AUGAAGUUUAAUGUUAGUCCUUUAAGAAAGAGUGAUGCACUCCAGCUGCCACGUGUAGGUGCGCGCACCGCACCUGGAGGGUAACACAACAGACAAGAUACGAGAUCUGAUACACCUCCCACAUUUUCUGCACAGAUUCUGGAGCUAUCCGAAGGGGCAGAGCAGAGCAGAAACUAUGAAGGGAGCGACUGAGACUUACAAUAGAUCCACGGCGCUGCGCGUAAUGAAGGGCAGUCUCAAAUAGUUCGCCCGCGGUCGUAUAAACGCAGAAAGACAAAAUGGGAAUAGCGAGCGAGGAGCUGCUCGUGACACUCCAGAUAAUACCUGGAUUCUUUUCAAACUGUCUCUUCCUUGCCCUAUACGACUCCGUGGUGCUGGUGAAACGCGCCGUGUCGCUGCUCAGCUGCUCCAGGCUCGCCGGGUCCGGAGAGUGGCGCCGUAUGUUGACCUCAGCGGGCCUGCGCGCAAUCUGGAAUAGCUUUCUGCUAGACGCCUAUAAACAGGUGAAACUUGGCUGCGAAGCACCAAACUCGAAAGUGGUGAAGGUUCCUGAUGGCUCUCAAUGGAGCAGCAAUCUCAGUAACAUGACCAAUGUGCCACCUGGUGCCACCAGCAGAAAUGGAGAUGAGUGCCGUCUUCUGGAUUUUGAGUCAUCAGACCGCCCUCUGGUGGUCAACUUUGGCUCAGCCACCUGACCCCCCUUCAUCAGCCACCUGCCAGUUUUCCGGCAGAUGGUUGAGGACUUCAGUGAUGUAGCUGAUUUCCUGUUAGUGUACAUUGAUGAGGCUCACCCGUCUGACGGCUGGGUGGCCCCUCCUAUGGGCUCUCGCUCUUUCGACGUCCGGAAACACCAGAACCUGGAGGAGAGGUUGGCAGCAGCACGCAACCUCAUUGAACACUUUUCCCUGCCGCCUCAGUGUCAGCUGGUGGCAGACUGCAUGGACAACAAUGCUAAUGUGGCUUAUGGUGUGUCCAAUGAACGAGUGUGUAUAGUACAAAAGAGAAAGAUUGCCUACCUGGGCGGUAAGGGGCCUUUUUUUUACAAUCUGAAGGAUGUGCAGCAGUGGCUGGAACAGAGCUACGGUAAACGGUAGGGGGAGGCUACUGGAGGACAAGUACAGAGGAGGAUACGUCCCGUGUUUCAAUAAGGAAAUAAGAGAUCAUUUGGUUUUGUAUAAGCAUAAAUGUCAAAAUUAAAAUGUGUAUUAUGGUGAUCUGCCAAAAAGAUGUAAUUCAUUAACGUCCAGAAUUGUGUUCUUCAUUUCUUUUUCUUUUAAAUCGAGCAAACUUUUUGCACACCAAUUCAUUCAGACUGUGAUGAAAACAUGUUAAGACCUGUGUUGGUAACUAGGCAGAGAAAGUUUAGGACGCAACAUAUGAAGUUGACAAUGUAUGUGCUUCAUCUGUAUUUAUGCCCACUUUUGCUGCUAAAAUAAUGUUUUAUAUGUUUUCCAUUGAAACACAGACAGACAGACAGACAGACACACACAUGCAAGCACACACACACAAACACACACACAUAUGCAGUGGUGGAAAAAGUAAAAGUACUAAUACCACACUGUGAAAUUACUUCAAUACAAGUCCUGCAUUCAAAACUUACUGAAGUAAAAGUAUCAGCAUCAAAAUGUACUUAAAGUAUCAAUAGUGAAAGUACUCAUUAUGCAAAAUGUACCCACUCAGAUUGAUUUAUAUAUUCGAAAUAUAUAAUUGGAUUAGUAUUUUUUUCAUGCAUUUCUGCAAGCAGCAUUUUACUUAUUGUCAGGGUAAGGCUGAUUUUAACUACUUAUAGUAUACUGUCAUCUGGUUUAAUUUAUAAACAUAGUGUAAUAAUUUUCAAUUGAUCAUAUUUUUUCAUGUUAAAUCUUAAACCUGUAAAGUAACUAGUGACUGAAAUUGUCAGCUAAGUGUAGUGGAGUAAGAAGUACAAUAUUUGUCCCUAAAAUGUAGUGAAGUAGAAGUAUAAAGUUAAAUACGUCGAAAUAUGUAGAAAAAGUACAAGUACCCCAAUAUAUAUAUAUAUAUAUAUAUAUAUAUAUAUAUAGUAUAGUAUGUAUAUAUAUAUAUAUAUAUAUAUAUAUAUAUAUAUACACACACACACACACACACACACACACAUAGAUACAAUACACAGAAUACAAGUACAUUUUGAUCUUGAUUUUUUGUCAUUGUGGUCAAAUGUUUUUAUGCACUAUGUCAACAACUUAAUUUUAUGUAUGAAUAUGCUUAUAUACCCUCCCUGGAUAAAUGUCCAUUCAUACAGUACAUACUGGCCAUUGCUCUCCAUCUGACAGCUCUCUCUUUCUCCAUAUAUAUGUUUGCCUUUCCAUUCUGCAGUCUGCAUCCCCUUGAAAGUGUUCGUUUUUACAUGAUUGAAUCAAAGUAGAUUGAAUGUUGCCCUUUUUGAGAUUCUGAUCAACAGAAAAAGACCAUUUAAUGUUAAAGUGAAAACUCAUCUUUCCAAUGUGAUCUAAGUAGUAUUCACCCCUCUCUAAGUCAGUAUUUAGUAAAUGCACCCUUAAGAGAGAGCCCUUACAGCCCUGAGUCAGCGUGGCUAGGUCUUGGUAUGUUAUGCUUUGCACAUCUCUGACAACAAAAUGUUGUCUUUGGUGGAGUGCUGGGAAACUGAUAACCAUUAUCAAGUCUAAUGCUGUGAAGAAUAAUAUAAGAAAUUUGCCAAAUCUAAUUUAAAUCUAAUGUUUUGUCAUUGCUUCUGCCCUUGUCAGUGUGUCUGACUGUAUCAUCUGUCAAUUAUUUGUGUAACCGGAUCGAUCUGGACCUGGGCAGAGUGUUUUUAUAUGGGUCAAAGUUCAUGGGCUGCUUUCAAGUGUUGUUUUGUAGGUUUGUGCAUAAUUAUGUGUGUGGAUUUGGAAUUCACCUGCUGACACGUUGUCACUCUGUCAUCUUUUCUGCCAAGUAAAGCUGUGUAUCCCCUCUUUCCAUCA
Messenger RNA from Centropristis striata (black sea bass), 2942 nucleotides. It is a transcript of the gene dio2, whose product is annotated as iodothyronine deiodinase 2. The transcript has 2 exons. Gene Ontology annotation, molecular function: thyroxine 5'-deiodinase activity. The record is from RefSeq and is a predicted model, not a curated record. NCBI's taxonomy places the organism in Eukaryota, Metazoa, Chordata, Actinopteri, Perciformes, Serranidae.